This is a messenger RNA of Lachancea sp. 'fantastica', 1587 nucleotides long. The record is from the annotation of a GenBank genome assembly. Lineage: Eukaryota; Fungi; Ascomycota; Saccharomycetes; Saccharomycetales; Saccharomycetaceae.
AUGGAUAACAUACUUCCCGGGGCGCGUGCGAACUAUGAGUUCAAGAAUUGGGCAGGGAUAUACUCUGCCAAGCCUCAGUUGUACUUCCAACCAACUUCGAUAGAAGAAGUUGUUAAAGUGGUGAAUGCAGCGAGAAGACUGAACAAGACGAUUGUGACUGUUGGAUCUGGCCAUUCACCAAGUGAUAUGUGUAUCACUAGGGAAUGGCUCAUGAAUCUUGACAAAAUGAACAAUGUUCACAAUCUAGUUAGAAAAGAUGACGAAUCAUUUGCUGAUAUUACUGUGGACGCUGGAAUGCGGAUUUUCGAGCUCAGCAAAUAUUUGCACGAACGUGGAUAUGACAUUCAGAAUUUGGGCUCCAUUUCGGACCAGAGCGUGGGUGGAAUUAUCUCUACGGGAACGCAUGGAUCGUCCGCAUACCAUGGUUUGGUUUCGUCGCAGUACGUCAAUCUGACUUUGGUUAACGGUCUUGGAGAGGUUGUCUUUCUCGACUCUGAAACUAAUCCCGAGGUAUUCAGAGCUGCUAUGUUGUCGUUGGGCAAAAUUGGUAUCAUUGUUCGUGCAACCAUUAGAGUCGUGCCAUCUUUCAAGAUCAAAUCCACCAUGGAGGUAGUCAAUUUCGACACUAUUCUAAAACAAUGGGACACUAUCUGGACAUCGAGCGAGUUUAUAAGGUGCUGGUGGUUUCCGUACACCAGUAAGUGUAUUUUAUGGAGAGGCGUCAAAACCAGCGAUACUGCGAUUAUCAAGACAAGGAAGUCAUGGUGGGGAAGUACAAUAGGACGUCGUUUCUACGAGGUCUGCUUGUGGCUUUCGGUGAAAGUCUAUCCUCCUCUCACUCCUAUCGUGGAGAGGUUUGCGUUUCACAAACAGUAUGGCAAAGUCGAGACCAUAGGGGCCGGUGAACUUCAGAUCCAAAAUUCUGUCGAUGGGCUCAACAUGGACUGUUUAUUUUCGCAGUUUGUUGACGAAUGGGGAUGUCCGCUAAGCAACGGUCCUGAAGUUCUAUGUUCUUUGGAUCGCUCAAUUGCCCAGGCCGCUGAAAACAGAGAAUUCUACGUCCACGCCCCAAUUGAAGUACGUUGCUCCAACACCAACCUUCCUGAAAAGAUACCGGACUACAGCGGUCGGACUGAAGUGAGCCGCGGUGCUGUAUUCGGUAACGUGCUGCGUCCUUACCUGGAUGCUACACCCCGCAAUCUACGUUAUGUUCCGCUCGAAGACGUCACCAACAGUCAACUCACCUUGUACAUCAACGCUACAAUCUAUAGACCAUUCGGAACCAACACUCCGAUCCACAAAUGGUUCACUUUAUUUGAGCAAACAAUGACGGCCGCCGGCGGUAAACCACAUUGGGCUAAGAACUUCCUAGGGUCUACGGAUAUGGCCGCGGGCCCUACAAAAGCUGAGCACAGCUACGAAGACCACGAAAUGAGAGGUAUGGCAUCUAAAAUCACUGAGUGGUAUGGCGAAGAUCUCGCGACGUUCCAAGAGAUUAGACGUCAACAGGAUCCUGAAAAUGUAUUUUUGGCCAACACUGAGUGGGCUGUUAAGAACGGAAUUGUGGAUAUCAACGAAAUUCAAUAA